AUGAAGUCUGAUUUCAAGUUUUCAAACUUGCUUGGGACUGUAUACCGUAGAGGAAAUGUGCUUUUUUCUAGAGACGGCACGCAAUUACUAUCUCCGGUAGGCAAUAGGGUAUCAGUUUUCGACCUCAUUAACAAUAAGUCAUUUACAUUUGAGUAUGAGCACAGGAAGAACAUCGCUUGCAUCGACCUCAACCCCCAAGGAACUUUGCUUUUAUCUGUCGAUGAAGAUGGCCGAGCAAUUCUGGUCAAUUUUAAAGCGAGAACCGUCCUACACCAUUUUAACUUUAAAGAAAAAGUAUCUGAUCUUAAAUUCUCUCCCGACGGAAAGCUAUUUGCCCUCGCAUGUGGCCGAUUUCUGCAGAUUUGGAAGACUCCAAGUGUAACUGAAGAUAGACAGUUUGCUCCUUUCGUUCGUUAUCGCGUGCAUGCCGGUCAUUUUGCCAAUAUUAUCUCACUUACCUGGUCGAGAGACUCGCGCUUUUUGAUCUCCACCUCCAAGGAUCUCACCGCUCGCAUAUGGUCCAUUGAUUCCGAUGAAAAAAAUUUGGCUUCAAUGACAUUUGCAGGCCAUAGAGACUAUGUGAUGGGCGCAUUCUUUUCACAAGAUCAAGAACAAAUAUACACUGUUAGCAAAGACGGUGCACUUUUCCAAUGGGAGUACACCGCAAAAGAUUCCGAUCUACUUGAAGAUGGCGAAGAACCUGACCCUUCAACCUUCAGUUGGCGUAUAACCAAGAAGAAUUACUUUUAUGCUUCUCAAGCAAAAGUGAAGUGUGCAACAUUCCAUGCGUCUUCGAAUAUAUUGAUUGUGGGAUUUACUAAUGGUGAAUUCAGAUUGUAUGAAUUGCCUCAUUUCACGCUAAUUCAGCAACUAACUAUGGGCCAAAACGCAGUCAACACUGUUUCUGUCAACCACUCUGGCGAAUGGUUAGCAUUCGGUUCAAGCAAACUUGGACAACUGCUGGUAUAUGAAUGGCAAUCAGAGUCUUAUAUCCUAAAACAACAGGGCCACUUCGAUUCUGCGAAUGCCUUGGCAUAUUCUCCAGAUGGUUCCCGAGUAGUGACAGCGUCUGAAGAUGGUAGGAUCAAGUUAUGGGAUGUGAUAUCGGGUUUUUGUUUGGUCACUUUUAAGGAACACACGUCUGCUGUAACAGCAGUGCAAUUUGCCAAAAGAGGACAGCUAUUAUUCUCUUCAUCACUCGAUGGGACUGUAAGAGUGUGGGAUUUAAUUAGAUACCGUAACUUCAGAACAUUCACCGCAGCAGAAAGGAUACCAUUCAAUUGUCUGGCUGCCGAUCCUACCGGUGAAGUUGUCUGUGCUGGAUCUGUUGACAGUUUUGACAUACAUGUGUGGUCUGUCCAAACGGGUCAAUUGGUGGAAACUUUGUCUGGUCAUGAGGGACCGGUAUCUUGUCUCUCCUUCAGUUCAGAAAACAGCGUUUUGGCUUCUGCAUCUUGGGAUAAAACCAUCAGAAUAUGGUCUAUUUUCAGUAGAUCUCAACAGGUCGAGCCUCUAGAACUUUACUCUGAUGUAUUAUCAAUUUCCAUGCGACCAGAUGGUAAAGAGGUCGCAGCGUCGACGCUUGACGGUCAAAUUCUAUUAUUUAACAUCGAGGAUGGGAAGCAGGUUGGUUUGAUAGAUUGCAAAAAGGAUAUUAUUGCGGGAAGACAUUUGGAAGAUAGGUUCACAGCCAAGAAUUCUGCCAGAUCAAAGUUUUUCACCACUAUCAAUUAUAGCUUUGAUGGCCUUUCAAUUGUUGCAGGUGGUAACAAUAAUUCUAUCUGCUUGUAUGAUGUUCCUAAUGAAGUUCUUUUGAAAAGGUUCAUAGUGUCUAGAAACAUGUCCCUGAAUGGUACAAUGGAAUUUUUGAACAGCAGCAAAAUGACAGAAGCGGGAUCUUUAGAUUUGAUUGAUCGCGAUGCUGAAAAUUCAGAUUUGGAAGAUCGUAUCGAUAACACACUCCCUGGUUCUAGGAGGGGAGGAGACUUAUCAACCAGAAGAGUUAGACCUGAAAUCAGAGUUACAUCUUUGCAAUUCUCUCCUACGGCCCACGCUUUUGCUGCAGCUUCUACUGAGGGGCUGUUGAUAUACUCAGUAGAUGACACCCUUAUUUUUGAUCCGUUUGACUUGGAUAUGGAUGUGACGCCACAAGCAGUUUUAGAAGCUCUUAAGGAAGAAGAGCAUUUGAGUGCUUUGAUUAUGGCCUUUAGGCUUAACGAAGAAUAUCUCAUCAAUCAAGUCUACGAGGCAGUGCCAUUGAAAGAUAUUUCCUUGGUGAGCAGCAGCAUACCCUCUGUCUAUGUGCCAAGGCUACUCAAAUUCAUAGGUGACUUUGCAAUGGAAUCUCAGCACAUAGAAUUCAAUUUGAUCUGGAUAAAAGCUUUGGUUUCCAGCCAUGGCAAGUACAUUGCCAAUCAUAAACAUGAAUUUGCUAGUGCGUUGAGAGCUGUGCAACGUUUCAUUGUUAGAGUUUCAAAAGAAGUGGUUUCAGCUGCUAAUGAUAACAAGUAUGCCUACUAUUUCUUGACCUCUACUGAUGGCAGCAUCGAGAAAGAAGACUCUGAUCCAGAGAUAGCUGAUUCUGAUGGUGAGCUGCAGGCUUCUGAGGAGGAUGAAGUAAUGGACAUUUCUGACGAGGAGGAAGGAUGGAUAGGCUUCACCGAAAAAAAGGACAACCUACCGCUGAAUGAAGAUCAAGAUUCUGAUGAAGAAUUGCUCUAG
This is a messenger RNA of Lachancea fermentati, 2721 nucleotides long. Lineage: Eukaryota; Fungi; Ascomycota; Saccharomycetes; Saccharomycetales; Saccharomycetaceae. The record is from the annotation of a GenBank genome assembly.